AGCAACAUUUUCAUAAUAAUCUUUCUAUUUACAAAUUAUCAUAACAUAACUAAUUUUCUGUAGCAAUUGUUGCCUUUGAGACAGAAACUAUCAACAACAACAAAAGGUUCGAUUGGGAGGGAAUUUAGCAAGAACAUCAGGGGACACAACUGAGCACGCAUAACAUGACGUUGCCUUGGGGACAGGCGUCCAAUGGAGCCGAUCUAAAUGUGCAUUGACGGAGCCUACCAAUAUAUAGUACGCGAUCAAAACGCGCAUGGCCUUCAGCAUUUGAGUACUGACAGGAAAUACUGAUAGUGUGCACAAGGUGAUAAUAGGAUGGAACAAUACACUGAAAAGCUACAGCUGUGAAACAUUCACUAAUUAUUAUUUGUCAAAUCGGCACAUUUUAAAAAAAUAUGCUGGAAGUUUGUGAGUACGUGAACUCCAAUACUCCAAUAAUGGAGAGUGGAGACAUGAAGCAUUCUAAAGACAAUAUAGAACAGUAUGAGUUUAAUCUGGGCAAAGCUCAUGAACUUCGAUGCAUUAACAAUGGGAAAACUACAACAUGUGGUGAGUGUGAGACAUGUCAACUGAACCUGAAACUGAAGGAAGUGAGAGAGUGGUUCUUCCGUCUAGGAGACUUUUCUAAGAAAAAGUUCAUGCUUGGUCUGUUAAGAAGAAUCCAGAGUACUGACCUUCUGGAACAAAUGGUUUCACUCCUCCAGUCAGUAGUAAUGAAGGAUUUUAUAUAUUCACGAAUGCGGACUCAGCCAAGCCUGGACACCGAUGCUAUGACUUUGAGCGCAGACAGAGCUUUGAAUGAAGAAGAUGUUAUGCAGUAUAUCACAUCUAUCUGGGACUGGUUUGUGCAAGUACCUUAUUGGUCAAAAGCUAACUUUGUGUUCGGUUUGCUGCAGAUGUGUGAUGCUCAUCUUUUAAGUCUUUUGCAUGCUCAAGCCAGAAUGCUGCUUGUCUCUGAAAGAAAAGCAGAUGAAAGAUCAUCAGAUUUAUUUCCAGACUAUACAGAAACAGCCUCCAUAGCUACCACAGAAUAUUCCUACCAUUCUGAAAAAAUCCCAGGUUUGCAUCUGUUAGCACAAGCCAGAACACAUUAUUCAAACGUCACUGAUGACCCUUUCACUGGAAAAGAGAUCCUUAAAAACACUGCAAUGCAUAGACAGAACAUUGAUAUGGAUACUGACUCGGUAAAUGACAGUAACGAUUAUAUUGUUGAUCCAGCAACAUGCACCAUCCUAACUUCUUGCAAGGCAUAUUCAGGUGCAUCAAAGUACAAGGACUUUAUUAGAUGCCUGCCAGUUCACCUGGCAAAAUAUAUUCUCAGUUUUCUGGACCAGGCAUCCUUGGUUAAUGCACUGUGUGUGAAUCAGAAAUGGCGAAUUCUUAUUGAAGAAGUGCAUCAAGAGCGGUUUAUCAAUCAGUCAUUGACUGAGGAGGUCAUGCUUAUGCAGGGUGCUGCAGCACAGGGAGCCAACCCUGUAUAUGCUAAUGAUGUGGAUGUUCUGGUGCCAGUGCUGUAUCCUGGCACCCAUGAAGUGGAAAAAACUGAGGAUACCGUCAUCAAAGCAAACUUCAAAAGUGAGGUCAGCUUCAAGACUGCAUACAGUGGGGUUGUGACAAGAAAGGUCAUCAUGGAAGAACGCAAUGUUUUCUGUGGUGCCUAUAAUGUUAUGGUGCUCAGCAACAUACAGGAUAGCCAACGUGUCAUACACACAGAAGGUGGGAAGUUGAUAGCGCUUGGUUCCCGUGAUCGCAAGGUCCGUUUCAUUGAUUGCGAGUCUGGCAGGGACAUGGGUCCAGUGAUCACAGGGCAUGCUGGAUCAGUCAGAAGUGUUUACCUUUGUGAGAAGCGAGGGAUGGUCUUCAGUGGCAGUUAUGACACAAGCAUAAGAUGCUGGUCAAUUGAGACUGGACAAUGUUUAAAGAUAUUUCGUGGACACAUGGACACUGUUAUGACUAUGCUUGUUCAUGGAGACACAUUAGCAUCAGGCGCCAAAGACAAAUCAUGCAAAGUGUGGAAUAUUCAGACGGGGAAGUGUGAAAGGUCUUUCCGUCAUCGACAUCCUGUCCUUGCAGUAGCACUCUCUGCAGAUGUCUGCAUCACAGGAUGUCAAGGUGGUCGUGUAAUGGUGUGGGAGCUGGCAUCAGGACAACUAAUUAAAAAUUUGAGUGGCCAUCAUGGUCCAAUCACUGCAAUUAAGUUUGACCGUUGGCACAUUAUCACUAGCAGUGAAGAUGGCUAUGCACUUGCUUGGAGUUCUCUUGGCCAUCACAAUCGAUGUCUCACUGCACUGAGGCACCCCAAGGAAGUGCUUUGCCUGGAGUUCAUGUACCUGCGUGUAAUAACUGGCUGCAGUGAUGGGCGAAUGCGAAUUUGGAAUAUGCUGACUGGCCAGUGUUGUCGAAUUUUGAGAGGAAACAGUCGCAGUGACCCUGUUCAAGAUAUCUUAGCAAUUGGAAACAAAAUUUUUUUGAACACACACAACAAUCUGCUUCUUCUUCAUUUUGAGCAUGUGGAAUGGGACUACACCCUGGAAACAGACAAGGUGCCACCACUAGUUCAGUAUGGAUCCUAUUCAGAUGCCCCAGUCAGGUUGCAACCUUACACUUACGUCCGUGCUCACCGCAUGAAGAAAGCAGGAGCCAGCAACACCAAAAUCAUCCAUCGCAAUGCCUCCCCUCCAUUGCCUCCAGGAUCCAAGGUGAUUCUGCAGCAUGGCUACCAUGCACUGCAGCUUCCUCACAGUGCUAAAAGCCUGAGUGAACACAGCAUGGAAGCUGCUCGAAAGAUACACAGCAGCAUGUCCCGACCAGACUUCAGUCAAGUCUCCUGCAGAGAUGGUAGCUCAUUCUCUGGAGAUGAGUGUCAGCUGGAGUGCAGGCAGACUGCAUGCAGAGAUGUACAGCUGGAGCUGUCUGCUUUUGACAGUACUGCAAAGAAACCACCACCAUCUCCUUCAUUGUUAGGCCUGGGUGGUAAGCAUCAGCCAGCAGCAUCCAAGUCGACUCCAUCAGUGACCAUUAAUGAAAAGAUGGGCAGUAAGGCUGCCAGUGCUGUUGUGAUGAAGAAUCCUCCCAUUGUUAAACGUCGUGUUUCCUGGGCUUUUGAUAAGCCUCUUGAGCCCAAGGACAGAAUCAUCAGUCUGUCAGAAAUGAAAUCUCUGCUUCGUUCCCAGAUCCGAAUGAAAGCAGAGAGCAUUGUCCCUCCAAAUUUCAUUUACUUAACAGUGAACACCAUUCAAACCACAAUGGUUCCAUCAGAAACCAAUUAUAACACCAGAAAAAACAUGCUUGAAGAGAAGGUAGUAGAAUACACUGAAACUAAGAGACCUUCCUCUUCCCCAGGCCGCAUAGACCCUCGUACUAAGUUACCUGUUGAAGACCUGGGUCUGAGAGUCUUCAUGGCUGAAAGUGAUAUGGUUUCCGAAGUGUCUGAUCUUAGGUCUAUACGGUCUGCAAAAGUGAAGGAAGUAGCAAAACCACCCACCAUAGUAAACAAGGAAGAAAUUACCACUCUUUGUGCUGCUACUCACAUCAAUGCCACACCCUUCUUAAGCCUUCAUCCAAGUUGUGUCAAGUCAACCAUUCCCAAGGGCAGAGUGAUCAGGCCCAUUUCUGCAGGUGUUUUGCAGCAGCAGAAAGAUGCUAACAAUGCUUCUUCUGCUACUUAUUCAGUGAGACCAGUCACAGCCCCUGCAGCAAAAUCCUAUCCAGACACUGGGAAAUCUGUCUUUAGAAGUAUCAAGACGUCCCUUCCUGGUGCUACACCAGUCCCACCUCCUUCACAGCAGCAAACUUCAUCAGCUAUGGCAAAUGCUGUUGUUCCUAUGUUGAUGUACUCAAAAGAAGUAAUGCAAAAAAUAGAGGAAAUGAAAAAACAGAACCGCAAGGCAAGAGAGCCGCCAGUAGCUGUUCUUGGUGACAAACCUCUUGGAAAGAUCAGCCCCCAUAACAUGCCAAUGAGGAACCACAUCAAGUUUGAGUUGAAGACACACAAACAAGAGCAGGCACAACUUGACAGCAUCAUGUGCAUCAACCAUGAGCAAAAAAUUAAGGAGCAAGAACAGCUGGAGAAGAAAAAGCGAGCUGCAUGGUUGGCCAAGGUCAAGGGUAAGACAACCCAGGACUUCAGCAAGAAACCCUGGUCCUUAGCACCAGAAAUUGGUGAAUGAAGUAGCUAACUAGUGUUAUCUAAAAGUGCAACUCAAAGAAUUAAUUCUCCAAGAAAAUGCAUUAUUGUUCUCAAUAAGGCGACUGAUAAUGCCAUCACUAUUGAAUCCUCUAAUGAUAAGUCUAAGGAGAACAGUAUAUUUUAUUGGAAGACAAUCUUUUUUGAAGUAUAAAUGUUGACCAGAUGAACAGCGACAAAGCUUUCAGUUCAGCUACUCCGUGCAAAAAUGAAUCUGUAAAUCCACCAGUUUACAUGGCUAUUUGAAACAAACCAGAAAGUUUCAUGAUAAAGAACUUUCCAGAAGAGGUAGAGUUCCUUAGUGUUAGUCUACUGGCUGUAGGUUCAAUGACUUGAGUGGUUAAAUAUGUUUAAGGCAUUGCAUACUAAAGUUCCUCUCUGUUGACUACCAGUUGCUUUCAUUGAUAUCAGGUACUCAUCCUUGCUGAUUUGGUGAGGUAUUUCUCUUUUAGACUCAAUUGUUUGUCUAACUCAGUUUGGGCAAAGUAUGGCCAUGGACAUCUUUGGACCAGUCCGUCUGCCAAACCGUGAAUUGCACUUGUUUUCAUUUUUUCAUUCAGCCUAGGUUAGGGUUAGGAUUAGGGUUAGGUUAACUAGGUUGACUUGGUUAACUAGCCUAGGUUAACUUGGUUGAAAUUUAACUUAUCAAGUACAACACCAUUAGAAAUUGGUAGUCUGCAACAUUCUAACAUAAAGUAUAAAGAUAACAAAUAACAUGACUGACAUGUCUGAUGUAGUCGUUAGAGGGCAUCGAGGGUGACUGCCUUCAAGGAAAAUGCUGGUUUGAAGUUUAAAUUGGGUGAGUGAGCACCAUUAUGUACUCAUUUGUUGUUCAUUCCAUUAUCACUAGGUUUGUUGUAUAGUCACCUUGUGUGGGUUUUUGGCAUUUUACUGGCCUGUCGCAUAGCUAAGAAUUUUGAGACAAUCCCUCAAAAAGAAAAGUGGUCUAACUUUUGUUUCAAAAUCAAGCUUACUAGCCAUCAGACAAGAAACCCCAGCUCGAUUCAUUUGUAUCUGCACAAAGCAAUGAAAAAUCUGUGAUGCACAUUUUUACAAAUUUUUUUUUGUUUGUAAUUAAGUGCCGUAAUUCUGAUGACUAUAGUGUUAUUGUCUACAGACAAUUCACGAAGAUGUAAACCCAAGUUAUAAUGCAGUGUUUUGUUUAGAAAUAUAUUUAAUUCUCUAUCUUCAUUAAAAUAAACGCUCAAUACCCCCAAUCACAUCCAUGAAAACAAAGCUUGAAAAAUCAGUGAAUCUGCAUUCUUUAAGACCCAUGGAAUAGUAGUCGAUUGAAACUUAGAAUACAGAUUACAUUAAUCACAACUUUACAUAUUAAUCAGUUUACAAUGCUCUGAGCAUAAGUUAUAGCUUUUAGUACCUAAAAAAUGUUAACAAAAGAUGUUAAUUUAACAAUUUUUUUUUGAUCACACAAGCUACAAAUACAAAAGUCGUUUUCAUUGAAAAUUUCAUUUCAGACAUUUCAUUUCUGACGACAAAUCUUAUGCAUUAACAUUCAGCAGCAGAAGCAUAUUUAAAACUAAGAUAUGUGCUUAUUUGGUUAUGAAUAUGUACAUAGUUUGUUGUUUUAACAAUAAUUCCUCCUUGUCAUUUUUCUUUAUGUUAAUUCUUUCUCUAAACCAUCUUUCAAACUGUCCUGCAGAAAUGCAAAACUUUUAAAUCAAGUGAUAAAGUCUAGGUACUAAUAUUUGAAGCUUACAAUUUAAAUUAACGAUAUAGUAUGACCAAGAGUGAGGGUGGGAUUCAGAUUUCAUAUAAAUGUAAUUUCUCUUUGGAUUUGGCACCAAGUUCUCACUGGGUGCUCUGACUUCCUCACUUGAAGCCUAAAAAAAAAGUCCUCAUUGUCCCUUCACUUUAAAAAGUACAAAACUAAGUGUGAGGUCAAAGUGUUUUCCCAGUUCUGAAGCAUUCUAAAGAGCAGACUGCAUGCUAUAUAAGACUAUGAGAUUAUCCAAUUGUUCAUAUUGAGAAAUGCUGCAUGAUAUUUUUUGGUCACUGAAUUUUGAAGUUCUAUUAAAGAAAUGAAACCUGGAGUCAAAGAAAAGGAAGGUGGAAUUUAAAGAAAAGGCUGGUCUGACUAAAAUAUAUGAUAAACUGUGAUUAUUUAUGUAAUUUGUUUUUUGUUAUCAACAUAUCCAGCAUGUGUUGUUUCAAUAAACAGUUUGAAAUUUGUUUUUCUUCAAAGUUGCACAGACCUACUUAUUAGUUUACUUUUCUAUUAAAAAAAUAACUUGCACUGUUCUUCAUAGCAAGUGAAAGUGAUUUAUCAUGUACUAAGAAAGACUGAGAUUACUUCUUUACUGUUAACAGAGUUAUGAAUGAAAAUAAGUGCAGGAGCACACACACACCAACACAUACAUAACAAUAUUUACACUUUACCAUUGUAUUAUAGGAUUUAUAGACUCUUAAGUUCAGUAAUCUAUGCAUAGUCGAAAAAACAUUUACUUGACUGACAAACAUGAAACUGAAUUGUAAAGAAAUACAAUCGCAUUCACAUAAAACAAGAACAAUGAAGUUUUUGACUCUAUUAUGGUGAUAAUAAAACAAGUCUUGGAAACAGAUAUGAUCUGUCAGUAUCACAUGAUACCAUAUUUUCCAACAGUCCAAGUUUCAGAUCAGCUGAAUAGUUUUUAGGUGUUGCCAAAUGUUCCAUGAUACUUGCUGACUGGUCAGUAUCACACAGGUUUUCACUUGUUUAUGUUAACAUUUCAAAUGCAUGGGUGGCCUCUGAUGUUUGUCCAUGGAAGUUGACUAAUAAAGAACAUUUCAAA
Messenger RNA from Pomacea canaliculata, 6978 nucleotides. Its product is annotated as CMT1A duplicated region transcript 1 protein-like. Gene Ontology annotation, molecular function: protein binding. Lineage: Eukaryota; Metazoa; Mollusca; Gastropoda; Architaenioglossa; Ampullariidae. The record is from RefSeq and is a predicted model, not a curated record. Bases 399 to 4172 code for a protein of 1257 amino acids. The transcript has 10 exons.